Messenger RNA from Penaeus vannamei (Pacific white shrimp), 2125 nucleotides. The record is from RefSeq and is a predicted model, not a curated record. Lineage: Eukaryota; Metazoa; Arthropoda; Malacostraca; Decapoda; Penaeidae.
CCACCUUCAGUAGACGAACGGACGUUAUAGCGCAGCAAGCUCUCUCCUCUAGUGCCUCCAAAAGAAACCAUAAUGUCUCUCCUCCAGAGUUUCGCGAGUGGUCAGCCAGUCUCUGAGUCUGGCGUCAAGUGCUGCAAUUGUGGCGGCGUGAGGCGGCCCUGGGACAUGUUCCUCCCCAUCACACACAGAGGAAGUUUCUUCCAAGACUCCUUCUUCUCCAACUUGCACCAGCACUUCCAUGCCACCGUCAGGGACAUCCUCAACAGGUGGUGCGACUCUGACCUCAAGCUCACCGACCCCUGGGACGACGUCAAUGCCCGCCACACUGACAUCCUCGAUCGCUACCGACAGCUUCGCUCCCGCAACCUGAAGGAGGAGAAUCAAGCCGUUGCCGUCACGUCGGACGACACCAGCCGGAAGGUGGUAAUGGACGUGCAUGACUUCAUGGGUGGAGACGUGAAGGUGAAAGUGGUGGGCGAGAAGGACCUCGUGGUGGAGGGAAGUGUGGAGAAGAAAGAGGGAGGCUCCUCAGUGGCCUCGCACUCCUUCAGACGCCGCUUCUCCUUGCCUCGUCUCACUGACUUGUCAGCCAUUGACUCUGUCAUGUCAUCUGAUGGCAUCCUCACCAUUACAUCGCCGAAAAUAUGCGUCCUUGUUUCACAGGAGAGCGAAGCGCAGCACAAGACCACCAUCAUCCCCAUUCAGAUGGAGGAAACUCAAGAUAAGAAGGUCAGUGAAGGGACUUCGUCAGAGUCCUUUAAAUGUGAACAGUGUAGCCAAACGCAGACCUCUGUCAAUGGAGGCAAACAGGGAGUAAGUGUUCCCAUCAAGAACUACGACCAACCUUCGGAGGCCAACAAAUCACAGCCCAAACAGACUCAGAUAACGCAAGAAUCUGUUCCGUCAUCGUCAUCCUCCAGACUGAUUCCCAUUGAAAUCGAGGCAAAUGAGGCCAAUGUUAACGCAAGCGCAAAUACAGCUCGCUUGAGUCAGACGCCGUCAUCGGACUUCCAGUUGAAAUCCUCAGAGAACGACAAGAUGUUCCACAUGGAUCCGUUCCCUGGACACUUCUUCCCCAUCACAAGGCGAGGGCUCUUCUUCAGCGACUCCUUCUUCCAAGACUCGUGGAACGACUUCCAGAAGGCCGUGAGGGAGGUGUUGGCGAGGUGGGGAGACCAGUCAUCGCUGCUCGACGACCUCACCAGUUACAGGAACCUUCGAAGUCGCGAUCUCCGAGAAGAUACUCAGGCUGUCACGUCCUCGGAGGACGAACAUCAGCACAAGUUUGUAAUUGAUGUCCACGAUUUCAUGGACGGCGGAGAGAUCAACGUGAAAGCUGUCAACGACCGAGAACUGGUCGUUUCAGGCCACACGGACAAGAAGGAGGGCGGCGCCAAGUCCAGCAAGCGGUUCCUGCGACGCUUCGUUGUUCCUGGAGACAUUCAGCUUGAUGCCGUUACUUCGGUCAUGUCUUCCGAUGGCGUGCUCACUGUUUCUGCUCCGAAGAAGCACUCGACACUCCAAAUAGAGGAGGUCUUUUCGCCCAUAAGCAUCGACGGAAGUGAGAAGAAGCUGACCAGCCCAGGCGCGACCAAAGACAACUCCCACGCUGCACUUCAGAAUAGCCAAGGAAGUCCUAUGGCACCUUGGACCAAGUCGCCAGGAGCCACGGCGGCUCCAACUUGCCAACAGACAUCCACAAAUCAAACUUCAAAUCCUCUAAACAAAGAAGACCCAUACGUCCUCGUGACUGCAGUUCCCGCGAGAGUCGAAGCGGUGCCCGAUUCAGCAGAGACCCCAAAGCCCUCUUCCUCCUCAGCUCCUUCGAAAAGCGCGUCUGUGAAGCCCAAAGCCUUCGACAGAAAGGGGAGGGAAGGCAGCGAAGAAGAGGAGAAGGUCGACUAUAAAGCGGCGCUCAAGCCAAGAACCGCAGGAGGGAAAUUCCCGAUCAAGAUCAGCGGGACGGUGAUCGGCAGUGACUCAGCUAAAGAAGAAUGAGAGAAAAUGGAUAAUUGGAAUGAAUGUGAGGUCGCACAUGCAGAAUUAUGUAGUCGUGAACUCUUAUUAUUACUGUUUGUAUGUUAUUCACGUUCGCACAUGCAGAAUUAUAUAGUUAUAAGCUUUU